GCGAAACAUGGCUUCUUAGAUAGCGAUUGAUUGAGCAAAUCGGUCGCCCAAAAUAACCAAGUUAUGGCGAGAUUGAGGUCAGAUUCUGCUAAAACGAAGAGAGAAACUACGAGGAAAACUUCUUCUGCCUCAAGAGUUUGUAAAAAUGGUAAAUCUGGAGCGACAGUGGCGAAGAACUCUGUAUCUUCAAAAGCAAGCUUGCGAUCAGUCAAGCGCGAAAUAGAACCGGCUGCCGAUUCUUUACAGAAAUCAACUAAGUGCUGUGACAAAUCGACGGAUGAACCCUCCAGAAACGGGCCCUCUCACAGAGGCAAGAGGAGAAAGUUCUCAUCCCAGGAGCCUAGUGAAUCUCCCUCAAAAAAACCUAAAGUGAAUUUAUCUGAAGACCAAAUGCCAGAGAAUGUGAAAAAUGUAGAUGGCAAGAAAAGAUUUUCCAAGGCAGAGAAACGUAAAUCAUCUGCAUGUUUGAAACAAGCCUCUAAUAAGAAUGAUGUGAAACCAAAGGCCACCUCCCUUGAGUUGAAACAGGUGCAUGUACCUAUCGCAAAGAUAAAAGGGAAGCUGAAAAAAGAAAGUCCAGUGAAACAUAAACAUUCACCUGUACCUACUCCUGGAAAUGAACAGAGUUCACCUAGAAAACACCAUGCAGCUGCAAGCAAAAGGUUGAAACUAGAUUUGAAAGAAAAUGUCAAAGAAGAGAAUGAUGUUGAGGAAAAUAAAGCAAAAGAAUCUAUGGAAGAUGAUUCUAGUGAUGAUGAGGAGAUAGAGUGGGAAGAUGUUGAUGAGGCUGAUGUUGUGGAUCAUGGACCUGAACAUGAGGAAGCUUCAACCUCACAGGAGGAUCAGCCACCCAGCAAAAGCAGUGUUGAGAUCAGUAUUACAGUACCAGGAACAAAAAAGAAAAAAAAAGGAUGGAGUCAUGAAGAUGUUGUUAAAUACAUUAAAAGAGCAAUUAACAGAUUUAGGAAAGAUGUUUACACCAGCGCCCACAAGGUUCACAUUUUGACUCUUAUUGCACGUGGAUUCUUUAGAAACAACAUUUGUAAUGGGUCCCUGCUACAGGCUAUUCUGCUAUCCCAUGUUCCAGGGGACUUUAUUUCUGUGAACAAGAGGAAAUGGGACGUGGUACAACUUACAAACUUCUUGAAAUGGUUUCAAAGUGAGUUCUCCAGCACUGAUGAUUUAAGAACUGGAGACAAAGAGACAGACAAACAGAUUGCCAGAUUUCAAAACUUAUCUGAGGUAUUUGUGACAAUCUUCAGAGCUCUUGGAUUUCUGACAAGGCUUGUGUAUUCCCUUCAGCCCAUGUCAGCUAAAGGUGACGUAGACAGUAAAACAAGCACUAAAACUGUGAAGAAGAAUACUCCCAAGGGGAAAAAAGUAUCUCCUCAAAAUUCAAAAAAAUUAUCACCGCCACAUGUUCAGGAGGAAGCUGCUACAAAGUCAGAGAAUUUCAAAUCAGAAAAUGAACCCAAGACAACUUUAUCUAAAUCCGUGACACUCGUUUCUGAAAAUACAAGUGAUGUUGACAGUAAGAAAUUAAAAAAGGAGAAGGUAACUAAAACUGGUACAAAGGAAGGAGGUAAAUUGAUUAGCGGUGUUCAAAGAACUCCUAAGACUUCUGAUAAGAAUAGCAAAGUCAGUAAGACUAGGAAAAAGAACAAGGAUAACAUUGGUGAUGACCCUGCCAAAAAACCUGUGAAGAAGAGACCUUUACGCAAGAGAGCCAAGGUAGAUUACUCACUCAGUGACCAUGAGAAGGAAAUUGAUGAUGACAAAGAAUGGAGUGAACCAUCUAGUGAAAGUGAAGAGGAGGAAGACACGAACUGCUCAGAAAAAUUCCCAAAGAAGAAAAACAAGUCUCCUCUGGCCAGGACAAAAGUGUCCUCUGCAGAUAGUUGUAAUGGUACACCAACUGAGAACAGUAGCGUGUCAUUUAUUAAUCUUUUGGAUGAUGAUAGUGAUUUUGAAGUUUCAAGCAAACCAUUGGUUAAAAGAAAACUGGCUGCUGAUUCAUCAAAUAAAAAGAAGCCUGUGAAGAUUAUCAGCUCUGAUGAUUCUGAUGAAAGUAUCAAGUGUUUGGGAGUUUUCGCUGAUGAAACAGGUAUCAACUGGUGGACUGAGGUGUUUUUGCCUUCUGACAAGAAAUGGAUUUGUGUUCAUCUUGAAUCUUCUAGUGUCAAUCAUCCUGAACUGUGUGAACAACAGGCAACCCAACCUAUGGUAUAUGUUGUGUCAUUUGAUAAUGAUAAUGCUGUCAAAGACGUCACCAAUAGGUAUGCCUCUUCCUUCAUGUCUAAGACCAGGAAGCUUCGCAUUGAUUCUGAUUGGUGGGAAAAUACACUUCUUCCAUACAAGUCAAAAAAUAAGAAAAUGGAUAAAAUGGAAAAUUCUCUUCUUGAGGAUCAACUUCUUGACAAACCUCUGCCCACCAGCAUAACGGAGUACAAAAACCAUCCUCUUUACGUGUUGAAGAGACAUCUCCUUAAAUUUGAAGGCUUGUACCCAGAAACUGCAGCCAUUUUGGGUUAUUGCCGCGGUGAAGCAGUCUACUCAAGACAAUGUGUUCAUUUGCUCCACACAAGAGAGAAGUGGUUGAAUGAGGCUUUGGUUGUGAAGCAAGGCGAGAAACCUUACAAGGUUGUAAAAGGACGGCCUAAAAGGAAUCAACCAAUCCAUGAGCGAGAUUCAGUCACAAUUGACUUGUUUGGCAGAUGGCAAACAGAGAAAUAUAAACCUCCGCCAGCGAAAGAUGGAAAAGUACCAAGGAAUGAAUAUGGUAACGUAGAGUUAUUCCAACCUUGUAUGCUGCCACCAGGAACGAGGCACAUUCAAAUUAACGGCAUCCAACGGGUGGCUAAGAAACUCGGCAUUGAUUGCGCUCAGGCUGUGAUUGGAUUUGAUUUUCACUGUGGUUUUAGUCACCCUGUUAUUGAUGGUGUUGUGGUGUGUGAGGAAUAUGAACAGGUGUUAUUGGAUGCGUGGCAUGAAGAAGAGGAACAAGCAGAGAGGAAAAGAGCAGAGAAGCGCGAAAAACGUAUGCUGGCGAACUGGAAGCUUUUGACGAGGUCACUGUUAAUCCGUGAAAGACUGAAGAAAAGAUACAACACAGAGGAGACAAGCACAGUUGAGACACCAAGCCAAGAGGACGAGGCUGCCACCGACACCUUAGUUUCAUGGCCUCUAAACAGACAAGAGGGCAAAACGAGUGUUGCUGGUGAGGGACAUUGCCAUGUAUUUCCUGAGAGUGGACACUCACAGGAUCCUGUUACCGGAGAAUGGAGUAAAUCAUGUUCGUGUGGAUUAACUCUUCCGUUCGAAAAAAUGUAGACAGAAAAAAAAAACUCCGUCAAACAAAAUUCAAAUCGUAAGUUAAUAUUAACAGUGUAAAUCCAAACGUUUCUUUCUACACCUUGUAAAACUACUAUUUAGUUCCUGAAGUUUGACUAAAGAAAACAUGCCCAUGGAAAAGAAAAAUUGCGCAUUUGAGUUUUGAGCACCGUUGGUGCUGCAGUAGCAUAUAUUAUGACCUUGAGUAAACGCAAAGAAGGUUGUUGUUAGUCUCUGACUGUGGGUGAAAUAAUCUUCAGAAACAAUUGACCAUCGCCUAGCCAACAAUUUGGAAUAACUUUUUGAACGAGUGACGUAAACCCAAAACCAGAAUACUGUUUGAGCGCUUUUUACUCGUGCCGUAAAACCGCCCGUCAUAGCGAAGGGAAAUUCCCUGAUAACUUAAGGUAAAAAGAAGCAAACGAAUUAAUAAAAGCAAAACCGAAGCAAUAUCUGAUCAUUUUCGACACUCAUGGAAAAUUGCUCUCUGUCCGAUCAAUACGAAGGUAAACAUCACUAGGCACCAGUCAGAACUUAAACAAAGGCUUGGGAAACGCGGCUGUCAAAGCAUGAUUGAUUAACGGAUUCUCAUCUCGUUAGUCGAGAACGUGUCGCAAAAUUCCAAGGCUAAUCGCACGGCACAAAUACGUACAAUAGUCAAUUGAAAAUUGGUCCAUGAACAACAGGAAAAUGAGGAACUAAAAUUGUGGUUCUCAACUAUUUCAUGGAAUAUUUGUUACAUCUAUGUCCAAAUCAACAUUGGUUUAACAUACUUUAAUUAGUUUAUACCACACAGGUGAACAGUACUUUUUUGCCAACACAGAUUGGCUGGUUUGGAAGUGAUUAGCAAAUACUAUUCACCUCCAAGCUGCCAAAGAGGAAAAAUUGCACAUCAACAGUUUGGUUUCUGUGUGUUUUAUACUAAAAACUAAUUAUUAUUCACCUCAGUGUUGGUGAAUAAGGUGGAUAUUUACCUCCACUUUAGUGAAUAAUUAUUUUUUAUACUUUAUUUUAACUGACAUGUAUCAAUUUUUCCAGUUGCAUUAUUAUUUGACUUCUUUUUGGAUUGCAAUCAUUGCAAUCAUGAGGGUGGCAUUAAGGGAUGUAAUAAUUGGUCAUUAAAUGACAAAAUGCAGAUGUAUUGCAACAGGAUAGUAUCUAGUUCAUAAGCUAAAUAAAUUGUUUUGUUUGUGCAGAUGUUACUUUUACAAUGUAUUUUUCU
Messenger RNA from Pocillopora verrucosa, 4552 nucleotides. Its product is annotated as DNA repair protein complementing XP-C cells homolog. Gene Ontology annotation, cellular component: cytoplasm; nucleus; XPC complex. The record is from RefSeq and is a predicted model, not a curated record. NCBI's taxonomy places the organism in Eukaryota, Metazoa, Cnidaria, Anthozoa, Scleractinia, Pocilloporidae. Gene Ontology annotation, biological process: nucleotide-excision repair; mismatch repair. Gene Ontology annotation, molecular function: single-stranded DNA binding; damaged DNA binding.